AACGACCGAAUCAAUGACUACCGCCAAAAAGGGAGAAUCCUCCAACAUGCGGAUGAACUCGGGGAAGUAGUCCCCGACCUCCUCGUCCACGGCGCCCACCAGGCUGACUUGCCGCAUGGCCCCGGCCCGUAUACAGCAGGCAAGCCCAAAGCAGCGUCGUGCCACGUCGUGGCAGGCAGCACCGAGGUCCACCAGAGGAGAUGCGGCAGAAUUCACAGCGAGAAGAGGCAAAAAGAAGUUUACCGACGCAAAUCCCGUCGUCGGCAUUCUCCCCACAGGGCAGACUGAAUGCAGUACUCCCCAGAUGGAGUUCACGGCGCUGUGCACGUUUUUGAUCUCGCUGGCCUCCUCCGGCCUCUCCCGGGAGGGGAACGAGGGGUCCGGGUCGUGCGUCGCCACCCUGCGGGCUGGGGCGGCGUGCGGACCGGGGCGGGCCGGCUGCCCUUACGUCUUGAGCCUGCCGCCGAUGACCGUGCACCUGCCGAAACAGCUCGGGGAUCUGGAGAAGCUGCUGAAGGACCUGCAGACGCUGAAGGACGACGUGGACCAGUUGAGGGAGAUGUGCGGCGACGGCGGGGUACGCCCGGACAUCAGGUACGACGUGGAGGGACACUCUCAGACACGAGAUUUAGACGCGAGGGACAGGCCGGGAAAGACGGCGGCAGGUUCCGUGUGCGCUCUAGAAACGGGCGGGAAAGAAGCAGCCGCGAAAGAGGCGAAGGGAGAAAAUCAACAAGCCAAGCGGGAUAGCGGAGGAAAAGAGACGGGAAAUCACCGAGAGCGUCAAGUGCGGCCGGACGACAAAAGCGCCGAGGAGAAAAAGACACAAAUAAAGAUGCUGCAGAACCACGGGAGGCAGGAUCAAGGGAAGAUUUGCGAGGAGAAGAAAAAGGAAAUGGAAAAGGGGAGAAAAGCGGGGAAGAUUCAUGAGAAGCCAAAACAGAUUGCAAGCAGAGGACUCCAGGACAAAAGCGGGUCGAACCAAAAAGACGGGGAGGUGGACGGAGAAACCGAGAGAGGGAAACAAGCGGAGGACGUGCAGAGCGACGGCGACGGAGGCUCAGCGCCCAGAAGAGCGACUCAGACGACAGACUUUGUUUCAAUCAGCUGGGCUCCUGCCUUGACGUAUAGCUCGACUCAAAGCCCCCAGCUGGCGGACUUGGAUCAGGCUGAGAGUAUCACCUCAUCUCUUCCAUCUCCUCCCUUCUCCAAAUCCACUUCCCAAUCCUUCCCAGUUAUUAGUCCAGAAAGAACUCAAACAACUACGACUGAAUCAAGCCCCGAAAGCAGUCUCUCGGAUUUAACGAGUUACCCAAGCUCAAGUCCAGGCGGGAUCAUUCCCUGGAACGACCUUCACACCACUCUUUCCCCCGAGGCCGCAGAACCUCGCAGGUGGACGAGCGUCGACGCCGGCUUGAAGGGCCCGCGGGGCCUGAAAGCCGAGUCGGAGGCAAAGCGGGAGCCUGGAACGAACCGUGACGCAAACGAGCCAAAGGACCCCGAGCGCGACAAUAAACCGAACGUUCAGACAGAACAAAAAAUGUCUCACCUGAAAAACAAAGCAGAGAUGAAACUGAAACCUGGGAAUGAAACAAAAAGGCUGCAAAUUCAAAAAGAUGAUAACUGGGGAACUGAUCCCCACCUCAAAAUCCAAAAACCAAAACAUGGUCAAGACAAGACAACUCAUCAACAGCAGGUAGCAAGUGACCAACAAGCAAGACCCGCGGCCAACGAAGAACCCGAAUCAAGCCAAAAGCCGAUGUCGAACAAAAACUCGAAGCCUAACAAAAGACCCGUUCGUCCAUUUAAAACCAGCAAGAUUGACCAAAAGAAAAAAAAUGACAAAAAGGUCAAAACUGACACAAAACAAAAAGUGGAUCAAAACAAAGAAAAGCAACAUUUCACACAAGAACUACAGACAGACUCCGAAAAAACACAAAAACCGACGGAAUCGCUUCAUUCUAAUUCUUCUGGAAACUCUGAGUCACAUAACACAUUUACAGCUAAUCCCGGUCAAAGGCUGACAUCCAGCCGGAAAAUUCCCAAUAUUAACACAAAGCCCAAAACUGGUCAGUUGCCCAAACCUAACCAAAAGCAGCCCAAACCUGCGAGGGACCAAAACACGAAAGCUAACGAAAACCCGAAAGCCAGCCAAGUACUUCCUGAUACUGACCACCAAUCUGUGUCUCAUCAAAAUCCUGGUGAGAACUCCAACAAAGGAUCUGAGGCCUGGGCUCCGUCAAGACCACCAACCGGCAAGACGCUGGAGCCAGGUGCAACACCAGCUGAACCAAAACAGAACACCACCAUCAACCAACCACAUCAUUUUAGUCAGACGAAAGGCAGUUUCUACAAUGCUCACCUCCCACCUGCUCCCAGUCCUGUUCCACGGACAACUGAUGUGACUCAUUCCCGAGUGGACACAGAGUUCCAGGCCAGCACGAUGAAAACCUUCACGCCAAUGACCUCCGAGAACCAAACAGUGGGUCCAAACAGUGGCGUGGUGUCUGAUCUGACGCCACAAACAACCAACCACCCACCGCUGGAUCCAAGAUCAACAAGACCGAUCCGAGUUUACAGUGUUAUUCCGAGCACCAAUCCAGCCCCCACUGAGCCGAAUUUGCAUGCUAGAGAUGAAACAGCACCCCCCCAAAAGACCAUUCGACCCCUUUCUUCCGGUGCCCAGACCACCUCCAGCUAUGACUUCGGUUCAACGACCACCACUGACGCCGAGGCCCGACCGGCCGCCAAAUCGACGACGUCAAGUGCCCGCGAACUGCGCGUCAAAAUCAAGCAGGUGGCUGCUGCGUUCUUUAACGGCAGCCAAGUCGGUCCGAGCAGAAGACCGCCAGUGGGCAGGCGGCCCGAAGGUCUACCAGAGGCUAAUGACGGUGAAAGCCGGCAACCCGGUGGAAGACUGAAGCUGAGACCAUCUGAACGUGCAGUUUCCGUGGUGAAGAGGGAUUGCUCAGACCAUUUAAUCACAGGCAGGGUGAUGAAGAGCGGCAUCUACCGAGUGACUCCAGAUCCCCACACAGGCGGCAGUUUUCUGGUCUUGUGUGACAUGGAGGUGCAAGGCGGCGGAUGGACCCUCCUGCAGCUGCGGCAAGACGGCGGCGUCGGCUUCAACCGCACCUGGGUCGAGUACCGAUCGGGCUUCGGGGAGCUGCUGAACGGAGGGGAGUUCUGGCUGGGGAACCAAAACAUGCACCUCCUGACCCGGGACAGGGACAUGACCCUGCGGGUGGAGCUGGAGGACUUCUCCGGGGUGGCCGGGUACGCAGAGUACGAGCACUUCAGGGUUGCGAGUGAGAGGAUGCGCUACAGGCUGACGGUGGGGGGCUAUUCGGGCACGGCGGGGAACGCGCUCCGAUUCGGUUCCAGUUACGACCACAACAACCGGGCCUUCACCACCCCAGACCGGGACAAUGACCGAUACCCAUCUGGGAACUGCGGGGCCUACUACAGCUCCGGCUGGUGGUUCGACGCCUGCAUGGCUGCCAACCUCAACGGAAGGUACUACGUCGGGAAGUACAAGGGGGUCCGGGACGGGAUCUACUGGGGGGCCUGGCACAAUAUUUCCACCGAGUUCUACCCCACAAAUGAAAGGCAGUCCUUUAAAACAGUUCGGAUGAUGAUCAGACCGAAGGGAUUGUUUUCAUGAACGCGUUGUCGUGAUCAUACACCACUCACAACCCCCCCAAAAAUACUGUUUGGCCUAAAGUGACUUCACCUUUUUGAAGGUUUAAGUGGAUUUUCGGGUCAUCCAGAAAUGUUACUCCGAAGCCAAAUACCUGAUCUUUUACUAGUUGCGUAUCUUCAUAUCAACAGCAAGUCAGCUUGCACCGCUCAAUAAGAACUCAUUAACGAGACGGUACUCAAGACACACCUCAUUGACUCCGCGGAGCAAGAGCGCCUCCUAGCGGAAGGUUUUCACGCUGCACUAAAUUGAGUGCUGAUAAAACAGGGUCCUUGUUUUGGAAUAUUAAAUAUUGGUAGGAAAAAGUGAUCGGUUCUGAAUAUAAAACAAAAGAAAGCAAAACAAAAACCAAGUCCGGUGGUAAUGGAGAACCCCUGUAAUGUGAUAAUUGAGGAUGUACAUAGUGUUCUUUUCAUUUUUCUUUUUUUUUUACAAAAGUGACAUAUAUUACGUUUCAAACCAGUGUGCAAUUUCUUGUAAUUGACUAUUUUACUUAUAUUGAUGAGUGAUCAGAUGUUGCUCGAAAGUGUACGAAAGAUUAUUUGAGUUUUUGCAACUUUUGACUUUAUACCAAAGAAGAAACAUACUGCAAAUUAAAGCGGAAAAUGAGAAAUGAACAAAGUCUGG
Messenger RNA from Syngnathoides biaculeatus (alligator pipefish), 4327 nucleotides. RefSeq lists its product as uncharacterized. NCBI's taxonomy places the organism in Eukaryota, Metazoa, Chordata, Actinopteri, Syngnathiformes, Syngnathidae. The record is from RefSeq and is a predicted model, not a curated record. Bases 116 to 3664 code for a protein of 1182 amino acids. The transcript is spliced from 4 exons.